Messenger RNA from Neltuma alba, 1622 nucleotides. RefSeq lists its product as uncharacterized. Lineage: Eukaryota; Viridiplantae; Streptophyta; Magnoliopsida; Fabales; Fabaceae. The coding region runs from base 170 to 1489 and encodes 439 amino acids. The record is from RefSeq and is a predicted model, not a curated record. The transcript has 4 exons. Gene Ontology annotation, biological process: male meiosis II.
AACGCGCACUUCCCCCAAACCCACCACGCUCUCCAUCACCCCGCUUCUCCUUCUUCCUCUAUCCCUCCUCAAUGUUCUAUUUCAUAUCAUGACGGCACCUACUAGGGAAGCCUUCCUCUUCUGAUUGCUCACUUGGAGUCGCUGAAACUGAAACCCUAAGAGAUCUGCGAUGGGUUGUUUUCUUGCGUGUUUUGGUUCAUCUAAAGAUGCGAAACGCAGAAAACAGAGGCGCAAGAUUCCGCCUCGUGACUGUGACCAACGGAGUACAACUAGCAAGCCGGAGCAAUCUUGUGUCACUUCAGUUCAGGAUCACUCCAAACCAGCCACAAUUAGCACUACAUCAAGAGUCCAGGAUCUCAAACCUGAGGAGCAGUUAAACUUCAGUACGAGGAAGAAAGUAACCUUUGAUUCUAAUGUGAAAACAUACGAGCCGGUUUUGCAAGAUGAAGUUGCGGAGCUUCACUUGGAGAAGAGUGAACAAGGUGGGAAUAAGGAAGAAGCUUUGGGGAAAUCAAGCCAAUCCAAAUCUUCCUCAGACGCUAGUUCGGUGACUUCUUCAGGGUCUUUUCCUCCGAGUAGCAGAUACCAAAAUUGCAGAGAUAGCGAUGAUGAAGAAGAAGAAAUGGAUUACGGGGUUAGUGACCUCAGUGAUGAAGACAGUGACAUAGGAGAAGAAUUCGGCGAGGACUUAGACGAUGACAUUGAAUAUUCAAGGGCAAGAACUUCUGCUGCUAAAAAGGCUGCUGAGGAGAUGAAAAGUGUAACCCGAACUGGUCCUUUGCGUGAGAGUGAAGCGAAGCCAAUUGUGACGAACCCAAAUGCUCGAGAUAGAAGUGCUUAUGUUCAUCCUGUGCUGAACCCAGUAGAAAAUCUCACUCAGUGGAAAGCUGUUAAAGCCAAAAGAACACAGCCUUCAAUCCCUCAGAAAGAGAAUUCCAGUUCCAAUCAGGAGUAUCAGAUCCCUUUUAGUUCAGAACCCAGCUUCAAGGAACGAUCUCAAGGGAUUGACUCUUCAAAGAAAUCGAAGCAGGAAAUCGCGGUUGAUGCUAGCCUUUCAAAUUGGUUGGUUUCAGCAGAAACUACACCAGUUAACAGGUCUAGUUCAGUUGCUUUGCAUGCUGGUACACCUGACAGGAGCACUUCACCAGGUUCAGUAAUAAGCCACGAAGAUAGACCCAUUUUGGGUGCAUUAACAGUUGAGGAGAUUAAGCAGUUUUCAGCUACCAAUUCACCAAGGAAGUCACCAAGUAAGAGUCCGGAUGAGAUGCCAAUUAUAGGGACUGUGGGGACAUACUGGAGUCACUCCGGCUCUUUUAAGGAUUCUUCUGGCUCUGUAUCUUCCUUUAAAGGAAUUCCUAACACCACAAGCAAGUACAGAGAGGAUAAGAAGGUGAAUUGGCAUUCUACCCCAUUUGAGACAAGGUUAGAGAGGGCUUUAAAUAGAGGCGCUGCUGAAGUUGCUGGCACUCACGUUCCAUCUGUAUUUUAGACGAUGAUUCUUUGUGUGGGUUUUGGGGUGUAUGUUGUUGUGAAUGCUCUCGCCCCCCCCCCCCCUCUUUUUUCAUGUAAUUCUUUGUGUAUUUAUCAUUUAAAGGAUAUUAUUGAGUGUGACAUUUUCUCUA